AGCCCCAGCGAGGCAACGAUCUUCUGCUCUAGCCUCAUCUACUGAUUAAUGGCUUCCGCCAAGGUUGACAAUCGAGGUUCAUUUGGUUCAAAAAGGUCCCGCAAUGAUGCUACACGGAAUGAUGGUGAUUGGACCUGUCUACAAUGUGGAAAUGUGAACUUUGCUUUCAGAACUGUUUGCAAUCGUGGAAAAUGUGGGGCUGCCCGUCCACCCUCUACUCCGAGAAUGGGAUCGGUUCCUGUCCCUAGUCCCUUCAAUAAUCCCCCUCCCUAUUAUCUUGGAGGUGUUGGGGCUCCUCCACCUAUGCCACUUGGAAUGCCUGGCAGUUAUGGGCCUCCACUCUCACUGUCUGGAAUGCGAUAUGACUACGGAGCACAUGGAAAUGCAACUGGGCCGUAUGGACUUAUGGCUGCAUAUCCACCUGGACCUUUGGGAGGUGUGGGUUAUGGUCAUGGAUCUGCUAUGGACGGAUAUGGCUUUGGGUAUCGGGGAUCCCCCUUGCCGGUGGCAGGUUCAUGGUCCGGUGGAGGUAUUCCUGAUAACGGCGCCUCUCGGAAACGUCGCGGAGGACCAGAUGGCUUAUCCGAAGGCGAUUGGGUUUGUCCAAAAUGUGACAAUGUUAACUUCGCUUUUAGAACCACAUGCAACAUGAAGAAAUGUGGAGCUCCGCGACCAUCUUCGGGUCCAAAUCAGUCAGAUUCAGGUGUCCCAGAAGGCAGCUGGACAUGUACCAAAUGUGACAACCUCAACUAUCCAUUCCGAACGGUUUGUAAUCGCAAGGGUUGUGGGAAUGAGAAACCAGCUUCUGCAUAGUAGAUUGCUUCGAUCACAUGAUUGGUAGUAGAUUCCCCUCUAUGAGCUUGGUGUGUGCAAUCCACUGGUUUGGGACAUUUCAAGAUUGCUUGUGGGUGAUUUGGAAAUUGGAGACAUCUGACUACAAAAUGUCUUAGGUUUGGCAUGAUUGCUCGAGUUUUAGGUUUUUUAUUUUUCUCCUUUCUUUUCCUUUCCUAAACCAAGCCGCCUAGAUAUGUGUGCUACGAACGUUGAAUGAAUGUAUUGGAUUUCCUUCGGCAGCUUGAUUAGGCCUGGACCUUCAUUUAUGUUAAUGGAAGCAUGUCUAAUCUAUUUUUUGGAGUAGUUAAGCGAAACUGUUUCUUUCUUUAUAUGGCGUACAUAGCACCAUGUACUCUUUAGUUUGCAAAUUGUCUAUUUUAGGCGUGGAACCAUUGACUUGUACAUUGA
This is a messenger RNA of Telopea speciosissima, 1242 nucleotides long. RefSeq names its product ranBP2-type zinc finger protein At1g67325-like. The transcript is spliced from 8 exons. The record is from RefSeq and is a predicted model, not a curated record. Lineage: Eukaryota; Viridiplantae; Streptophyta; Magnoliopsida; Proteales; Proteaceae. Bases 49 to 813 code for a protein of 254 amino acids.